CCUACGUGCAGCAUGUGAAUGCACCAAACCAUGCAUCCAAAUGUGUGUGAAAACUGUAUUUUAACAGUGCUAAUGGAUUAUACUGUAGGGAUUGAAGGUGUUUCCUGAGCACUUGUGUCUGCCUCUGAAAUCAAAACCUUCUGAUGUUCUUGAUCCACCCGUUUGCCCAGAAGCUUGUACAGAUAUUUGUUCUCUCUUCUAAGCUGUUUAAAACUGUGAUCCCCAAUUAUGUUUUGAGGGUUUAAUUGCUCUGUUGAGGUGUUUCCCCCUUCCAUUCCAAGAACAUCACUGCGCUGGAAUUUGAGCUGCAUCAGAGAGAAGUAGCCUGGAGCAUAGUUGUCUGAUCCAAGGAAGCAUUUUCCCCCACACAGCUGAGCAAAGCAAAGCUGAAAAGCCCCACUGGCAGAGCUUCCAUGGAUGGUGUGGUGUGGUUGUCUCUGCUGACACUGCAGCCCUGGGAUGCUCCAGUGCUCUUGACCAAGCUGAGCACGUGCUGCGCAGUCAGCAGGUUGUCACAUGAAGAUGACAAGCUCAUAUGAUGUUAAACUAAAGCCACCAAACUACGCUUUGCUGCUGGGACCAAAGGUGAUGAGUUGGCCUGGGCUUCAUGAGGAAAAGGUUAGGCUGAAGUGGGCCGUGGAUAAAGGCUGGCUUUGACUCCUUGGCACUGGAACAACCUUAUUUUGUAGUUCUUCCCCAGUCACCCCAUGCUGUUCCUGCUGACAUGUCCAGUUGUGGUUGUCUAAGUUUGAACUGCAAGAUUUUGAAGACAGAACCUCCCUUUUUCUAAAAUGUUGAGCCUGUUUUUACUGUGCUACAAAAUCUGUCAAAAUCAAGACACAUCAUGAUUUCCCCAAACUUAUUUCCCCUGGCAUCUCAUUUCAGAACUUUCUCCAGAAAAAAAACCCUGGCUUUUCUGCUAAAAUCUUGGUUCCUUUUUUUUUUUAUCUCCCCCACCUCCCCAGUAUGUGCCUUGAUGUUGUGUGACAUCUGAAAUACUUCCUGUGCACGUGCUGUGCUGCCUUUGCUAGAUAAGCAGUAGGCUGUUCCCUUUUACAGCAGGCACAUCCCUUCCUGAAGAGGCAGAUGUUUUCCCUGGGAACAAAUAUUGCAGCUUUUUAAUUAUGUCACCUUAAUUUUGUUUCUCUUUUCUUCCAUCACAGCAUGUGUGUGAUUAGAAGCUUCUGAUGCCUUCAAAGAGGGAUGGCAAUGUCACUCUUCCAAGCUGGGGCAGGAUUUCUGCUCUAGGUUCCCUCCAUGCUGGUUUUGUGUAGGAUGAGAAUUUCUCUGGACGCUAGAGUACAAGAGGAAUGGAAGAGAAUGCCGCUGAAGAGGUGGAUCACGCCCCAGGUGAUGCCAGCAUGGGGGUAGAUGUUUUGGAAUCAGGUGACACCACACCCCCUACAAAGAGGAAAAGCAAGUUCUCAAGCUUUGGCAAGAUUUUCAAACCCUGGAAGUGGAGGAAAAAGAAAAGCAGUGACAAAUUCAAGGAGACUUCAGAAGUUUUAGAACGAAAGAUUUCUAUGCGAAAACCAAGAGAGGAGCUGGUAAAAAGAGGGGUUCUGUUGGAAGAGCCUGAGCAGGAUGGUGAAGAGCCAGAGAAGCUGAACCCAGCUGCACUGAAGAAUGGCCACACUGUCCCCAUUGGGGGCCCUGGGGUGUGUAAGCUGCCCAGCCAGGAGGAAGAGGCCACAAAGCCAUCCAGCCUUAGGAAGCCUGUUCCAGUGGAGGAACCAAAGAAGAGGCAGGGUUCCUCCAGCAGCCACCCUGCGCCUGAACUGGACCCACCUCAGGAGCCACAUGUUCCCAGACAACCUCUGCUUCCUCCAAAAAGACCUCCCUCCACUUCCCAGGAGGCAAACGAAGUACAGGCAAAGGAUCCCAUACCUGCCAGCAGCACUGCAAGAACUGCCCCCUUCAGCACAGCCCCCAUGGCAGCAAAGACAAUCAAUUCCACAGCUGCCCCUUCCCCAGCCCCCAGGACUCUGCUUCCUGCUCCUGCCAGUGCCAACACUACUGCUCCCACCAGUACAACCAGCACAGCUCCUGCCAAACAGCCUCCCGUCCCUCCUCCCAAACCCAUCAACAGAAAUAGCAACUCACUAAUAGCUGAACUUUCCCAAGUAAUGACCAGUGGUACAGCCUUGUCCAAGCCUUCCCCUCCUCUCCCUCCAAAGAGAGGCCUCCUGCCUAACAACACGUCCGAGGCUGUCACCUCUAAGCCCCCGAAUGACAGGACAGUGACAACGAGUCGCCCUGCUCCGAUUCCACUGCACGUGACCUCAGCUUAUCCACCACCUCCACCCUCGCCGCCGCUGCCCACCCACGUACCCCCUGAACCUCCACGCGUGGCCCUGCCCACCUCCACGCCUGUCCUGGACCCACCGUGCUCCCUGGACCUGCCCAAGGAGACUCCUCCUCCUCCCCCUCUUCCUGAAGACUUCAGGCCCAUGGAAGUGUCGAAGAGGACGGCAGAACAAGGGUUUGGUGAACCCCACGCGCUGCCUCGCCUGCCCCAAAUCCCACUGCACAUUCGUAUCCAGCAGGCUCUGGCCAGCCCUCUGCCUGUCACCCCACCUCCCGAAGGGUCCCACAGGGCUCACUCGUUGCUCUUUGAGAACGAUAGUUUUGGAGAAGACAACAGCACCCUGGGCAGGACAAGAUCCCUGCCUGUCACCAUUGAGAUGCUCAAAGUUCCAGACGAUGAGGAAGAGGAAGAUGAUGACCAGGAAGAGGAACAGAAUUCAGGUCGUCAUGUGUAUAUUGGAGAUGUGCCAUCUGUCACAGUCAUCCCCAAACUGGUACCCCAGGUCCUCCCGGAGGAGCAGGAAGGAGACGAAGGGAUGAGCGACUCUGACUCAGAGGGCCCCAUCCUGUAUAAAGAUGAUGAGGAUGAGGAAGAAGAUGAAAGCCAUAACAGCACACUGGCCAACAAAGUGAAGAGGAAAGACACGCUCGCUAUAAAGCUGGGGAACACAACUGCACCACAGGAGGAGAAGAUCAUGUUCCCUCGGAAGAGCAAGGAGGAGUGGAACGAAAUCCGUCACCAGAUUGGGACAACGCUGAUCAGGCGAUUGAGUCAGAGACCAACUGCAGAAGAACUGGAACAGAGGAACAUUCUUCAGCCGAAAAAUGAAGCUGACCGUCAAGCUGAGAAGCGCGAGAUCAAGCGCCGGCUGACCAGAAAGCUUAGCCAAAGGCCUACAGUGGCAGAGCUGCAGGCCAGGAAGAUCCUGAGGUUUAAUGAAUAUGUGGAAGUAACAGAUGCCCAAGACUAUGACCGGCGAGCAGAUAAGCCGUGGACAAAGCUGACACCAGCUGACAAGGCAGCCAUCAGGAAGGAGCUGAAUGAGUUUAAGAGCUGUGAAAUGGAAGUGCAUGAGGAGAGCAAGCAGUUCACGAGAUACCAUCGACCAUAAUAUUCCAAGGAGGGAGCAAGAAACCUGGGAGGGCUGAAAGUUCUCUGCAUCCCCCCUCUGAGGCAAUACAGUGAGGGUGGAACCUCAGCUCUUCCAAGAUUUGCCUUCCAAACAUAUCCAGAAAAGGGCUUUUGGCCAGGGAAGGGGAAUCCUGUCUGAAUGUAGCAUUUCACUGGAGCAAACACAUCUCUCAUGCCAUCAGGCUGGAAAUGACACUAUACCUCACGCGGCUCAGCAAUACGACUCUGCCAGGAGACGGUGCCCAGGGGAACGACCCCUUCCUUCCAAGCUGUACAGACUUGUCUCGGGGAGAGCAAUUCCUCAUUUCCUCCUCCUUUCUGUGAGGAAGGGAGAUUAAAAGCAAAGGCAGCUCUAAGAUUGGGAAGCUGAGGAAGGCAUGUGCUCAGAAGCAUGUAUGUGUAUAUUAGCUGUGUACAGAGAACCCUGGCAGACGGCUGACAUGGCACUCGGUAUUUUUUGUGAGUUUUUCUUUUUUGUCAAGUCGUUAAUGCCCUGAAUCACUACUGACCAACGGUUUGUUGUCCUGGAAGGGAAUUGUAUAGAUAUUAACAUAUGCUGCAUCUUUUUGUUAAAAAAAAAAGAAAAAGAAAAAAAAAACCGUGUAAAUGCUCUGCACUCUCACACUUGCUCUGAUCUUAAUAACAGAUCCGGAGAUAUUUAGGCUUGUUUAACAAAUUACAGAACCAGGAACAAUGACUGUUGCCUUUUAAAAACUUUUUAAUUAGGGGAAACUGUGAGAGUAGUCAGUCCUUUUUUUGUGGCUUUCUCUCAAAUGUUUUUUACUCUCCCAAAUCAGGGUUGAAGCUUGCCUUUUUCUCAUUUUUUACAGCUAAACCUACUGGAAAUUUGAUCGUUUCACUGUGUGGGUCAAAAGGAGGGGAAGAAUAGGUUUAAAAAGUGACCUUAAAAAGAUGGUAUUUCUCUUCUGAGAGAAAAAUUCUUCCUCAAUGUGGGCUGAAAAAAAAAGAUCCGGUAGGGCCCCUGGUGUGUUAUGCACAAAACUAAACUAUCGGUGAGAUGUCACUUGUGUGGGAGGGCGGGCGGGAGAGAAGAACUCUGUCUUGUUCACCGACCAGUGUGGCAACACGCCGGCUAUGGCCCAGCAGCCGCUGGGGGCUCUUCCCUCACAGCAUCCCCUGUACAGCCGCCAUUACAUUGUAUAUCAGUCUCCGCAACAACAGAUUUUAAUUAUUAAAUAAAAGUAUUUUAGAAUUCUUUUUCUUAAA
Molecule: messenger RNA, 4666 nt
Organism: Taeniopygia guttata (zebra finch)
Lineage: Eukaryota; Metazoa; Chordata; Aves; Passeriformes; Estrildidae
Source: RefSeq, a predicted model, not a curated record